CCGGUGCCUUUCGUGCACUCAUCACCCCUCUGCAGGCGUCCUCGCCUCGCUUUCCCCCCGGCUUUCUUCCAUGUCUCUUUAUAUAACGGACACGGGGAGUGGAGACGACACUGGCUACUCAUUAAUUUAGAGAGCCCGAGUAACAGCCAAAGGUCCACUCCUCACCUGUCCCUCCUGUUCGAUCGGAACCCUAGGAUCCGGAUCUAUGGGCACCGAUCCGCCGGAGAAUCCGGAGGCGCAACGCCCCUCGCCGGCGCCGACGGCCGCGAAGCCCGACGGGGACGCGGCUUCCGAGACGUCGUCGGCGCAGUCCAGCGAGCCCUCCGACCGGAAGGACGCCGAAUCUCUGGUCCUGUCGACGAGGAGUGAGGAGUACAGGUUUCUGUUUCGUCUUUCGCCCGAUGAUGUUCUUCUUCAAGAUUUUAAUUGCGCAAUCCAUGAAAAUAUUCUUCUUCAGGGGCAUAUGUAUUUGUUUACCCACCACAUCUGCUUUUAUUCCAACAUUUUUGGAUUUGAGACAAAGAAAAUAAUUCCUUUCCAUGAGGUAACUUGUGUUCGUAAAGCAAAGACAGUUGCAAUCUUUCAUAAUGCCAUUGAGAUUCUUGCUGGAGUGAAAAGGUACUUUUUUGGAUCUUUCUUGACUCGGGAUGAAGCAUACCGGCUUAUUGUUGAUGUCUGGGUGCAACAUGGUGGUGACGUAAGAGCCCAGGAUACAAAAUUGGAGGCAAGCAGUCAAGACGAUGCCAUUAUUAUAUUUGACAAAGUGAAGGGAGGUAAAGCAUUGCUAGAUGAUUCAUCGUCUUCGAACAGAAGUAAGGAUGCCAAAUUGUCAGAAGAAUUUAAAUCUAUCGCUAAUGGUAAAGUUGACAGCGACAUUUCCAUAAGGCUUUUGGAAAUUCAGGAGAAUGGAGGUGAAGAAAAUGUUAACAAGUCAUUAUCUCAAAAUCCUUUUUCAUGGACCAUCGAGGACAUUGAUGCUCCUAAAGUACCUGAACAUUUUGCAAUUGUUGCUGAGUCAAAGUUUCCGCUCCUUGUGGAGGAUUUCUUCAACCUAUUUGUCUCUGAUCGUGCUGCUGACUUUUUGAAGGAUUUCCAUACAAGAUGUGGUGACAAGGAUUUUCAGUGCACUUCUUGGCAUAGGCACGAACAAUUUGGGUAUACCCGCAAUGUUUCAUUUCUGCAUCCUGUCAAAGUAUAUCUUGGUGCUAAAUUUGGGAACUGUCAGGAGGUCCAGAAAUUUCACGUGUACAGAAACAGCCAUUUGGUAAUCGAAACAUCGCAACAAAUUGAUAAUGUUCCAUAUGGGGAUUACUUCCAAGUUGAGGGGAUCUGGGAUGUGGAACAAGCUAGCAAGGGAGAAAAUAGCUGCACUGUGAAAGUAUAUUCUAAUGUGGCAUUUUCAAAGAAGACCAUGUUUAAGGGGAAAAUUGAGCAAUCAACUAGGGAGGAGUGUAAAGAAGUUUACGCUACUUGGAUAAGCAUCGCUCAUGAAACGUUAAAGGAAAAGAAUAUUGGACAAUUGAAAGCAGGACUAGCAGAGCAGGAUGCAACAAUGGUUCAUGAGAACAACAGUGAAUUAGGAAGUCCCCCAAAGCUUGAAGGGUCAACACAAAAUUCAACAUUAAAUUCUACAUAUCUUUCAAGGAACAUCCAUGAUAUAACAAACUGUAAUUCAGGGAUUGACAAUCACAUGAAAGAGAAGUCUCAACUAUUUUCACCUCUGAUGAGUAUAUUUAGAGAACCAUGGGCAACCUUCUGUUCACAUAUGAAGGCACAAAGUCUGCUAGCUAUGAUUUUAGCUGUGGCAUUUAUUAUCUUUAUCCUAAUGCAGUUAAGCAUCAUUCUUCUUCUAGCUAGAGUUCCUGAGGUGCAUCUGGUAACUCGUGGAAAUUAUAAUAUGGAGAACGUAGAGUGGUUAGAGAAGCGCUUUAACUACCUCAAGGAAGAAAUGCUUAUGGUGGAAUCUCGACUGGAGCGGAUGCGUCAUGAAUAUGCCUUGUUGAAGUCUUAUCUGCAGAGUCUUGAACAGCUGAGGGCCAAAUCAUGAAUACAAAUUAGGGAUAUGGAGCGGCACCUCAAAUUAACCUCUUAACUUGUAAGUUUUCAUCAUUCUAGGCAUUACUGAGCAUGAAUUUGCUAGGUUGAGUGCCUGCCCAAACUUGAGUUUUUCACGACUUAGAUGCUCUUCUUCAACGUAAUCAUUAUUUUCAUUUCGUUGGGCUGUUUUAUGCCAUAAAGAACAAUGUAGAGCAAAUUUAGUGUUGUUUAGAGCAGUUCCCAGUUUUCACUUGCAUUCAUUUGCGUUCAGGAAAAAGGUCAUGUGCUUCUUUCCGUGAACCCCUGUUGUGGCAGAACCAUGCGCCUUAUGAUGCCCUUGUUUUUAUUACAAUCCCUUUCUGCAGCAAUUUUCUUAUUCGUUCAGGUGUCUUAUUUUGUUGGUUUAUUUCUGACAUUUGCCCACAUGUUCUGGCCCCAGGUUCAUCUGGUAGCAUUAGGUGACAUCGGAUUCUAAUUUCCUGUUUUUCCGGGUAUAAAAAUAACUACAGGUAUCAAGUCCAAGGUUCUGUAAGACAUUUUACUUGUACCCUUGUAUAGUUGACUGGAAUAACAAGUUUGUUCGUCAAAACUCGAGGCACUUAAUUUUUUUCGUAGGCUCUCGAUGUUAACCCUAUCUAUUGCUAAUGAGGCUCCGUGACUUAUCUGCUUC
Musa acuminata AAA Group (dessert banana) is the source of this 2707-nucleotide messenger RNA. RefSeq names its product protein VASCULAR ASSOCIATED DEATH 1, chloroplastic-like. Gene Ontology annotation, biological process: negative regulation of programmed cell death. Lineage: Eukaryota; Viridiplantae; Streptophyta; Magnoliopsida; Zingiberales; Musaceae. The coding region runs from base 206 to 2047 and encodes 613 amino acids. The record is from RefSeq and is a predicted model, not a curated record. The transcript has 18 exons.